This is a messenger RNA of Callithrix jacchus (white-tufted-ear marmoset), 3601 nucleotides long. It is a transcript of the gene RUNDC1, whose product is annotated as RUN domain containing 1. Lineage: Eukaryota; Metazoa; Chordata; Mammalia; Primates; Cebidae. The record is from RefSeq and is a predicted model, not a curated record.
AUGGCCAAGGGAUCUGAACUCUGGAGAUAUUCUGGGAGAGAAGCCGCGCUCCAGGGACUUCGGAACUUCAGGCCCCGCCCACCGCUGUUCCAGGGUUCCAAGCCACCGCACCGUUGCCAUGGCAGCGGGUGGGGGGCGCGGCUGACGUGUAGCGGCGUUUCCGGGAAGAUGGCGGCUGUGGAGCCGGUAAUGGUGGUGGCGGCUGUUGAGCCAAAGGCAAAAGACGAAGAGGAGGAGGAAGAGGAGCCGCUGCCACCGUGCGAGGCGGUGCGCUGGGCUCCAGUGGGGGCUGUGGCGGAGGCCCGGCCUGGGGCAACUGCGUUUCUGGAAGAGGCGGCGGCCGAGGAGCCUGGCGCGGCCCCGGGCUCCCCGCCGGAUUCGCCGGGCCGGACGCUGCUACGGCUGCGGGCCGAGCGGCGACGGCUGGAUUCGGCGCUGCUGGCGCUGUCCUCGCACUUCGCGCAGGUGCAGUUCCGUUUGCGCCAGGUGGUGCGCGGGGCGCCGGCAGAGCAGCAGCGCCUUCUGCGGGAGCUCGAAGACUUCGCCUUCCGUGGCUGCCCUCACGUCCUGGGUUACGAGGGCCCUGGAGAGCCCGCCAGCGAUGAAGGUGAUGGGCUGCCAGGGGACCGGCCACGGUUGCGGGGCGAGGACCAGAGUGAGCAGGAAAAACAAGAGCGUCUGGAAACCCAAAGGGAGAAGCAGAAAGAACUGAUACUGCAGCUCAAGACCCAGCUAGAUGACCUGGAAACGUUUGCCUAUCAAGAGGGCAGUUAUGAUUCCCUGCCACAGUCCGUGGUGUUGGAAAGGCAGCGGGUGAUCAUAGAUGAGUUAAUAAAGAAAUUGGACAUGAAUCUGAAUGAAGACAUCAGUUCCCUGUCCACUGAAGAGCUUCGUCAACGUGUAGAUGCUGCGGUGGCUCAGAUCGUGAACCCAGCCCGAGUCAAAGAACAAUUGGUUGAGCAACUGAAAACUCAAAUCCGAGACCUCGAGAUGUUCAUCAACUUCAUCCAAGAUGAAGUGGGAAGCCCCUUGCAGACAGGGGGUGGACACUGUGAGUGCAAGGCCGGUGGGAAGGCAGGCAAUGGCUGCACCAGAACAGGUAGCAGCAGACCACCUCCAGGAAACCCCAAAACAAAGGCAGAGGAUGUCAAGAAAGUCCGGGAGACAGGGUUGCACCUGAUGCGGCGAGCACUGGCAGUGCUCCAGAUCUUUGCUGUUAGCCAAUUUGGUUGUGCCACAGGCCAGAUCCCUCCAACCCUGUGGCAGAGGGGCCAGGCUGACAGAGACUACUCUCCCUUGCUGAAGAGGCUGGAGGUGUCAGUGGACAGAGUGAAGCAGCUAGCUUUGAGGCACCAGCCACAUGACCAUGUCAUCACCUCUGCCAACCUCCAGGACCUCUCUCUGGGAGGCAAGGAUGAGCUGACCACGGCUGUGCGGAAGGAGCUGACGGUGGCUGUGAGGGACCUGCUGGCCCACGGACUGUAUGCCUCCUCCCCAGGGAUGAGCCUUGUCAUGGCUCCUAUUGCUUGCUUGCUGCCAGCCUUCUCCUCAGCCCCUGAGGCCAUGCACCCCUGGGAGCUCUUUGUAAAGUACUACCAUGCCAAGAACGGCCGUGCUUAUGUGGAAUCCCCAGCCCGGAAGCUCUCCCAGUCCUUCGCCCUUCCUGUUACGGGAGGCACUGUUGUGACCCCCAAACAGAGCCUACUGACAGCCAUUCACGUGGUGCUGACAGAGCAUGACCCUUUUAAGCGCAGCGCAGACUCAGAAUUGAAGGCCUUGGUGUGCAUGGCACUGAAUGAGCAGCGUCUGGUGUCCUGGGUGAACCUCAUUUGCAAGUCCGGGUCACUCAUCGAGCCUCACUACCAGCCUUGGAGCUACAUGGCACACACAGGCUUUGAGAGUGCCCUCAACCUGCUCAGUCGCCUUAGCAGCCUCAAGUUUAGCCUCCCUGUAGACCUGGCUGUGCGCCAGCUCAAAAACAUCAAAGAUGCCUUUUGAUGAGAAUGCGCUGACCCCAGUCCAACUCCUUGUUCACUAGGGAUAGAUGUGUUAGUUUUCUAGCGUAGGAGGGAGGAAUCAAAGGUGGGGUUAAAGGCAUUUUUCCCAGACCCCGCUCAGGCAGUCAGCCAAGUGAGUGCAAAGUCUGUUUUCCCCACCAACUUAGCAUCUUGGAAAGAUGUGCUCAAGACUCUCUUGUUAAGAAAGUUCUCCCCCAGUAUAUGUGAGGGCACAUGUGCUUGAGCCUGUAUUAAAGGAAUCAGGUUGAGCACAGUGGCUCACAUUUGUAAUCUCAGUACUGGGAGGCCAAGGUGAGCAGAUCACCUGAGAUCAGGAGUUUGAGACCAGCCUGGCCAAACCUUCUCUUUACUACAAAUGCUAAAAGCCGGGUGUGAAGCUGCACGCCUACCCAGCUACAUGGCAGGCUGAGGCAGGAGAAUCCCUUGAGCCUGGGAGGUGGAGGUUGAAGUGAGCUGUGAUCAUGCCACUGUACUCCAACCUGAGUGACACAGAGACUCCACCUCAAAAAAAAAGAUAUUCAACUCGAGGCUCCUGUUGGUUGAGCUAUCUUUCACUUGAAGUAGGUUUGAGAGGCCAAGGCCAGAAUUUAAAUUCCUUUUAUGAAGAGAUUUCCCUUUCUUCCUGACUCCAAGGACAGAGGAUAUUACAUUCCAUGGCUGCCUCUAAGAGUAGGAAUAGGAAUAUCUGAAAACAACAUUUCUAAGGGAGGCAACCACAGGUUGAUUUUAAUAUGAGCCUUUUCUCUUGUAGAGGUAAGAAGUGAGAUCUUCCUGAUAAGGUAGGCCUCUUCUCAUGGCACCGACAAUGGGCUUUCAAGAACCCAUGUUUGUUACUAUGUUCUAUAGCAAUUCACAUGUCCCUGUUCACCUCCCAGCAAGACUAACAGUCUUUUUAGAAGUAAAUAUAUUCAAGAUAAACGAGAAAAUCCUUGCCACCCAAGUCAAGUACAAAUCGGUAACCAGCAGCUGUACCUCAGGUUGUGACUCACUGAGCGCCACUUGUCCUAGAGGCUGGAUGAUGGAGGACAUCUGAUCUGGUCAUAGGUCCUACAGCAGGGAUAGAUGCCACAGCAGGAUAGGAGCUACAGCAGAUCACUGUUUCCAGACCAGGGGGAGGAGCAUUUCAUUGUGAAAGACUCUAGAGUGGUUUUAGUUGGUCUUCAGUAUUUUAGUCUCAUUAGUCACAUUUGUCCUACAGCUUGUGAGUACUGCUCUAGGACUGGCCAAAGAUGGGCAAAAUGUAUCACUCCAGACACUACUGGUUCAGCAUUGUCUUCAUGUCUUAAAUUGCCAUCUGCACUUUGUUUCUGCACUAUUAUGUGGUGCAUUUUAACUUAAUUUUUUUCCAGCAACAUGUUACUUAUUUAAGAUACAUUGUUGAUAUUUUAUUAGAAUUAGUUCACCUUCCCUGUGAAACAAGAUAAUUGUAAAAUGUUGUGGAAAAUGAUACAUACGUGGUUGCUAAUGAAAUCAUAGUAUUUUGUGUAGCUUCUCUGAAGACCUUAGAGACCUGCAGCUUUGGUUUAUAAGUGUUUUGGCAUUAUCAGCCCAUCUGAUCCAGAUCAAUAUUUUUUUAAAAGCUG